AUGCCUGCCCAGAAGUCCGGAAAGAAGACUGCUCCCCUCCCUUACCCCCAGGGUAAGGCUGGCGCUAAGAAGGCUCCCAAGAACCCUCUCAUCGAGAAGCGCCCCCGCAACUUCGGCAUUGGCCAGGACAUCCAGCCCAAGCGCAACCUCGGCCGUUUCGUCAAGUGGCCCGAGUAUGUCCGUCUUCAGCGCCAGAAGAAGAUCUUGAACCUCCGUCUCAAGGUCCCUCCUUCCAUUGCUCAGUUCCAGAACACCCUGGACCGCAACACCGCUGCCCAGACCUUCAAGUUCCUCAACAAGUACCGUCCCGAGACCAAGGUCGAGAAGAAGGAGCGUCUCCACGCCGAGGCCACCGCCGUCGCUGAGGGCAAGAAGAAGGAGGAUGUCUCCAAGAAGCCCUACAACGUCAAGUACGGUCUUAACCACGUUGUCGGCCUCGUCGAGAACAAGAAGGCUUCCCUUGUCCUGAUUGCUCACGACGUUGACCCCAUUGAGCUGGUUGUCUUCCUGCCCGCUCUUUGCCGCAAGAUGGGUGUCCCUUACGCUAUUGUUAAGGGUAAGGCUCGUCUUGGAACUGUUGUUCACAAGAAGACCUCCGCUGUCCUCGCUCUCACCGAGGUCCGCUCCGAGGACAAGGCCGAGUUCGCCAAGCUCCUCUCCGCCGUCAAGGAGGGCUACUCCGACAAGUACGAGGAGUCCCGCCGUCACUGGGGUGGUGGUAUCAUGGGCGCCAAGGCUGUUGCCCGCCAGGAGAAGAAGCGCAAGGCCGUUGAGGGUGCUAUCCGUGUCUAA
Aspergillus tubingensis is the source of this 792-nucleotide messenger RNA. RefSeq names its product 60S ribosomal protein eL8. Bases 1 to 792 code for a protein of 263 amino acids. Gene Ontology annotation, biological process: ribosome biogenesis. Gene Ontology annotation, cellular component: ribonucleoprotein complex. The record is from RefSeq and is a predicted model, not a curated record. The transcript has 4 exons. NCBI's taxonomy places the organism in Eukaryota, Fungi, Ascomycota, Eurotiomycetes, Eurotiales, Aspergillaceae.